Molecule: messenger RNA, 492 nt
Organism: Entamoeba dispar SAW760
Lineage: Eukaryota; Evosea; Mastigamoebida; Endamoebidae
Product: chaperone Clpb, putative
Exons: 1
Coding region: 1-492 (163 amino acids)
Biological process (GO): cellular response to heat
Cellular component (GO): cytoplasm
Molecular function (GO): ATP hydrolysis activity
Source: RefSeq, a predicted model, not a curated record
AUGGGAGACUCAUAUCUUGCAAUAGAUGUAAUUGUAAUGUCAUUAAUGGAAGAGAAAGAAAUUAGUACAAUAGUAGGAAAUAGUGGAAUUAAUGUGAAAGAAUUUAACAAAAAAAUAACAGAAAUGAGAAAAGGACAAAGUGUAGAAACAAAAGAAGCAGAAAGUCAGUAUGAAGCAUUAAAGAAAUAUGGAAAUGAUUUAACAGCACAAGCAGAAAGUGGAAAGAUGGAUCCAAUUAUUGGAAGAGAUGAAGAAAUUAAACGAGUUAUUCGUAUUUUAUCAAGAAGAACAAAAAAUAAUCCAGUAUUAAUAGGAGAACCAGGAGUAGGUAAAACAGCAGUAGUUGAAGGACUUGCACAACGAAUAGUUAAAGGAGAUGUUCCAAGUAAUUUACAGUGUCGAGUUAUUUUAUAUCCUGUCCUUCACUCUAUUCGAUGUACUAUCCAUAAAGCACUCUUAUAUUUCUAUUCUUCAUCUCAAUUAUUUCAUUAA